Fonsecaea erecta is the source of this 1017-nucleotide messenger RNA. RefSeq lists its product as hypothetical. The coding region runs from base 1 to 1017 and encodes 338 amino acids. Gene Ontology annotation, molecular function: protein binding. Lineage: Eukaryota; Fungi; Ascomycota; Eurotiomycetes; Chaetothyriales; Herpotrichiellaceae. The record is from RefSeq and is a predicted model, not a curated record. The transcript has 2 exons.
AUGGUCAGGGCUAAGUGGACACGUGUUUUGGGCGAGCAAAGAGUCCGAAGAUCCUCCCAUGCCCUGUCUGUGAUUGGCAGUAAUGCCUACGUUUACGGCGGAGAAAUCAAGCCGCGCGAGCCUGUUGAUUCAGACAUACACAUGGUCCGUCUUGCUGAGGUUCAGAACGAUGUGGACGUGGUGUCAAAGAUUGCCGCAUCAGGCUCAGGUCCAUCACCGCGCGUUGGCGUCCUCUCGACGGCCGUCAAUGGAAAACUAUACAUUUUCUCCGGGAGAGGAGGAGUCGCUAUGAGUCCAAUCGAGGAGAAAGGCUCGCUAUGGGUUUUCGAUCCAUCUGAAGAGCAAUGGGCGCACGUUUCCCCCAAAGAUGAAACCUUACCAUAUCCCGAGGGUCGAAGCUAUUACGCUCUUACAUCUGAUGGCCAUGACACCAUUUUCCUUCACGCUGGCUGCCCGGAACAGGGUAGGCUGUGCGAUCUUUGGUCAUUCCACAUUACGGACCGGACAUGGAGCCGGCUGGCUGAUGCCCCAGAGCCUGCCCGAGGAGGCCCCUCUAUUGCUUUCGUGGAAGAUAAGUUGUACCGCAUGAAUGGUUUCGAUGGCAAGACUGAACAAGGUGGCAACGUUGACAUAUAUGACAUCGCCAGCGAUAUUUGGACAACCGUGGCAUAUCGCGCAGACGGUCGUUCUGGUCCUACAGCGCGAAGCGUAGGCUGCCUUGUGGCAACCAAAAUCUCCGAGAAACCGGUUCUGGUCACCCUAUUUGGUGAAAGUGAUCCCAGCAACCUCGGUCAUCAAGGGGCCGGAAAAAUGCUUGACGACGUCUGGAUUUUCCAUCUCGACACGUCGACCUGGGCCAAGGUGGACAUACCUGAUUCGGAUCGGCCGGCUGCACGGGGGUGGUUCGAUGCUGAUGUCUUGCAAAACUCGCCAACGCCAAAGGUUGUGAUCCAUGGAGGUCUUGCGGAAUCUAACGAGCGGCUCGGGGAUCUCUGGACGCUGGAAAUUGAUGGUUGA